Zingiber officinale is the source of this 1510-nucleotide messenger RNA. RefSeq names its product UPF0014 membrane protein STAR2-like. Bases 506 to 1312 code for a protein of 268 amino acids. The transcript has 2 exons. Gene Ontology annotation, biological process: response to aluminum ion. Lineage: Eukaryota; Viridiplantae; Streptophyta; Magnoliopsida; Zingiberales; Zingiberaceae. The record is from RefSeq and is a predicted model, not a curated record.
GGCAGCCCUGUCUCCACGAGUGGAGAUGUCUAUAGUUUUGGGGUAUUUCUAUUGGAGCUACUCACCGGGAAGAGCCCCGUCGAUGAGAUGUUUAACGAAGGACUAACUCUGGCCAAGUUUGUGGGGAUGAGAGGAGCCAUGGAGAUAGUUGAUCCUGCGUUGCUCGGGCAGGACAAUGAAGAAAUCCACUGGUGGAACAAUAUCGAAGAGUGUUCGACUUCCCUUGCAAGGGUCGGUCUCGCGUGCGCUCAUCAGGCGCCACGCGAUCGAAUGUGCAUGCGAGACGUCGUUGCCGAUCUGCGUACGAUCAAGAACGUGUUCGCCGGAAAGACUGAAACCAUCAGCCAAGAACAGAGACCUUAGAAGGAUUGAAAUGAAAAUAUUAAGGACUAGGAGAACUGAAAUGAAAUUUCUUUUUUAAAAAAUACAGUAGACAGAGGUAAAGUUCUUCCAUAGGUCACUGGUCACUGCUGAUCUCUCCUCCAAUUCCAAUUCAUAGUACGCCAUGGAUCUCUACCAGUUUUCAUCUUUCUGGAUCGAUUUCGCCGGAGGCAUGCUCAAACCGGUGGCUUCCACGGCGGUGGUAGCCGUGGCCGUGGCGCUUUCCUUCUCUCAAAACCUCGAUCUCCAGGCCGAGAUGAUCUACGCCACCGCCAGGUGCUUUCUCCAGCUCUCCCUCGUCGGAUUCUUCCUCCACUUUAUCUUCUCUCAGAAGACUGCGGCGUGGAUUCUGCUUCCCUACUUGUUCAUGGUACUCGUCGCAGGGCACACCGCAGGGCAUCGGGCGAGGUUGGUUCCCCGCGGCAAGUGGAUCGCCGCAGCGUCCAUCUUGGCCGGCACAUGGGCGACCAUGUCACUGCCCAUCGCCCUAAAAAUCGUGCCUUUCUCGCCCCAGUACUUCGUCCCCGUCGCCGGGAUGAUGGUCGGCCACGCCAUGGCCGUCACCGGCGUCGCGAUGAAGCAGUUCCACGAAGACAUCAGGAUCGAGAGAAACCUGGUUGAGACCGCGCUGGCGCUCGGCGCGACGCCCCGGCGGGCCACGAUUCAGCAGGCCAAGCGGGCGCUGGUGGUCGCCCUGUCCCCGGAUCUCGACAGCGUUAAGACGGUCGGACUCAUCACGCUACCGGGGACGAUGACGGGUCUCAUCAUGGCCGGCGCGUCGCCGGUGGAGGCGAUCCAGCUGCAGAUCGUGGUCACCAACAUGCUCGUCGGGGCGUGCGUGUUGAGCAGCGCCUUGUCGACCUACUUGUGCUUGCUCGUGUUCUUCACCGGCGCUCACCAACUGAAUCACAAAGCGUUUGCUGCACAUUAAGAGCCGUUCUUCUCGUUCGAUCCUUUGCAGUGAGGUUGCACAAGUCAACAAGAGGUCCACAUAGCGAUGUGAAUUUUUCAAGUUCGUCUUGGGAAAUUCGAUUUUGCCACAAACCGCCUCUAGUUUCAAAGUCUUGGUUUGCCUGAUUGCCUCAAACUUCUCAUUUUUUUUUAAUCGAAAUGUCUCCUCUAUUAGUCA